UGUACCGUCUGUCGUAAAAUUUUCUCGUGAAGUACAUACCUCUCUGUGUUACGAAAAACAUCACCUGGUUUUACCCUGUAGAGGGCGUUAUGAGGCAUUUUUUACCUACAAAAUCCUGUUUUUUAAAUGAUCUAAAAAAAUACAAAUUUUAUAGUUUUCAUCACAGUUAAGUAAUACUGUGUUUACAGCUCAAAAAGCACCCAUGUUUGGGUGCACUACCCCUUUAAAUUCAGAGAGACUACAGAUAAACAAAAAGCAGGUAUAAACUCACACUGUCAUUAAAGGCAGAAUCUGUAGGAUUUCACGGCAAUUCUUUCCAACACCAGGUGGCAGUAAUAAAAAAAAGCACAACUCCGUCACCUCCACAAACCUCCACAGGGUGGCAGUAAUGAGUAAUACUCCUCACCCCUCCCACCCCCAAUUCACACAGCAGCGCCACUUUCAUCUCCACCGUCCACAAGACUUAUUUAGGAGCUGAGAUGGCAUCCAGUUUUUCAACUCCAAGUGAACCAGUAAGUAACUGUUUAAAUAAGUUCUGCCUCACGCUGAAAAUUGUAAUUUACUAUGUUGUUUUGCGAAGUAGUACAUGUUAAAAUUGCAAUGCAGUAUUAUGGAAUAAACAAUGCUAGUAAAUGAGGCAAAGCUAUGUGAUUAGCUAUCUAGUUGCUAGGUUAAUUAUAACGUUAUAAAUAUGUUUGCAAAUAUUCAGCUAAUAUUAGACUGACUUAGACUAACAGACUGACACGAUAACACGAUGCAGAAUUUGCAGGUUUGAAUGUUGUUACAGAUACGUCAGUCUGUGCACUUGUGUUUUCAGAGUGACGAGGACGAUGUGUCACAAAGUUCGCAGCGUUUGAGCCGAGGCAGGUCCGGUGGACGGUCGAGAGGACGAGCAAGAGGGUUCAGGGUACGAGGCAGAGGCCGAGGAACACGAGCUGUAGCUUCCAGCGCUGAGCACUCGGAUAGAGUUGAACAGUAUCGCCGUGACCGUUUGGCUGCCACACAGAGACUUCUUGAUGACAUGACUGCUGAGUACCUAAGAAGGCUUGCAUCACAGCUCGUCGUAAGGCAACCAGGCCUGAUUUUUGAUCUUCUAUUGCAACAGAGCAAUUCAAGCGUCUCAGAGGCAGCUGGAGUCCCAGGAAUGCCCUGGUGUACUUGUGGGUUAUGCAGGGAGAUGCCAACCGACAGGGAGAGGAUCUGCUGUGGUCAGACACCAGCUAAUUGCAUCAGCAAGCUACCACAUUUUACCCAAUAUUGCCUUGAAGGAUAUCUUAGGAUACAUAGGCAUUAUCGAGAAGAUGUGACAGCACUUGGCCAUGCAACAGAGCCAGGUGAUAACAGGCAGUACCGGUAUGCCGCCUAUAGGCAUUUCAUAUAAUGGAAGCACGGCUCCCUGGGAGCAGGAAAUCGGCGUGUCAUCCCCAGUUGUUGUGUGUGGGCUAUUAGAGAAAAGUUUCCUGAUCCACACAGACAGUACACUGGUUUUGUUCCUGGCAUAUGAUUGUGUUUUUAGGUAAACUGCAAAUUAAUAACAAAUCUGUGAAAUUUUAUAGAUUGUACAUAAUUAUUGUAUAAUUUCUGUUCACUUAUAACUUUGUAUUUUGUUUUUCAUUUAUGUACAGUUAUAUAACUUAAUUUGGGAUAGUUUGUUUGUAUUUAUACCUUUUUGAUUAAAAUAUACUCAAAUUUA
Melanotaenia boesemani (Boeseman's rainbowfish) is the source of this 1693-nucleotide messenger RNA. RefSeq lists its product as uncharacterized. Lineage: Eukaryota; Metazoa; Chordata; Actinopteri; Atheriniformes; Melanotaeniidae. The coding region runs from base 776 to 1381 and encodes 201 amino acids. The transcript has 2 exons. The record is from RefSeq and is a predicted model, not a curated record.